Plenodomus lingam JN3 is the source of this 786-nucleotide messenger RNA. It is a transcript of the gene HOB3, whose product is annotated as BAR adaptor protein Hob3. The record is from RefSeq and is a predicted model, not a curated record. Gene Ontology annotation, cellular component: Rvs161p-Rvs167p complex; actin cortical patch; medial cortex. Gene Ontology annotation, molecular function: lipid binding; protein binding. Gene Ontology annotation, biological process: plasma membrane tubulation; actin cortical patch localization; actin filament organization. Lineage: Eukaryota; Fungi; Ascomycota; Dothideomycetes; Pleosporales; Leptosphaeriaceae.
AUGUCGUGGACCGGCUUCAAAAAAGGCGUCAAUCGCGCGACGACGCAGGUGCUCAUGAAGACCGGACAGGUCGAGCGCACAAAUGACCGCGACUUUGAGAUUGAACAACGUGGUUACCGCACCAGGGAAACAGCCGCCAACAAGCUCCAGAAAGAAGCCAAGGGCUACCUCGACUCGCUGCGCGCCAUGACGGCCUCACAAAUGCGCAUCGCCGAAACAAUAGACGCCUUCUACGGCGACGCCGGCACCAAGGACGGUGUCUCACGCUCAUACAAACAAGCCGUCACCGAUCUCGACGCCGAGACGAUAAAAGCCCUCGACGGCCCCUACCGCACCACCGUCCUCGACCCUAUUCAGCGCUUCUGCUCCUACUUCCCCGACAUCAACGCUUGCAUAACCAAGCGCGAGCACAAGCAAAUGGACUACGACCGCAUGCGCGCCCAGGUCAAGAAACUCACCGAUAAACCAGACAAGGAUGUGACCAAGCUGCCGCGUGCUGAAAAGGACGAACAACUGGCCAAGGCCGCCUACGACCAGCUGAAUGAGACGUUGACGACCGAAUUACCCCAACUUAUUGAUUUGAGAGUGCCAUAUCUGGACCCAAGUUUUGAGGCGUUGGUCAAGAUUCAGUUGCGGUUUUGCGCAGAGGCGUACUCGAGAAUGGCUCAGGUGCAGCAGUAUCUUGAUGCAAAUACAAGGGAUCAAUAUGCACAGGGUGAGCUGGACGCGAGGGUUGAAGAAGUACUACAAGAGAUACGAGAUUUGAGCAUUGCGGGCACUGUCUGA